AUGGUCUUCUACGAGCCGGGCAAGACCUCGCAUGGUCUGCCUAGGGAUCCCUUCAAGUCCUGCGUGACCCCCCGCCCCAUCGGCUGGAUCUCGUCGAAAUCGAAAGAUGGCGUGGAUAAUCUGGCGCCAUUUUCGCAGUUUAACAACCUAACCUUCGACCCGCCCUACGUAAUGUUCGCCUCGAACCAAGACCUCAACCACCAACGCAAGAACACCGUCGACAACGUCGAGGCCACGCACGAGUUCUGCUGGAACAUGGCGACGUGGGAUCUACGAGAAGCCGUCAACGCCUCUGCGGAGUGGUUCACCGACAGCGUGGACGAGUUCGAAAAGACCGGGCUGGAGAAAGAACAGGCCUCGACCGUCAACGUCCCCAUGGUGAAAGCCAGCCCCAUCAAAUUCGAGUGUCGCUACUACACGACCAUCCGCCUCCCCGGGACGCCGCCGAUGGGCAGCGUGGAUGUUGUGGUGGGGAGGGUUGUGGGGAUUCAUAUCGAUGAGAGGGUUUUGACGGAUGGGAAGGUGGAUCUGGGCAAGGCAAUGCCGAUUGCGAGGUGUGGGUAUCAUGAGUAUGUGGUUGUGAAGAGAGAUGCGAUGUUUGAGAUGAUUAUCCCCGGGGAUCCGAAGCAGCUGGUGGGUUUGGAGGGGAAUGCGGAGAAGAAUCAGAAGAUUGAGUUGGAUGGGUAUGGUGCGAGCAGGAUUUAG
This is a messenger RNA of Zasmidium cellare ATCC 36951, 705 nucleotides long. RefSeq lists its product as uncharacterized. The transcript is spliced from 3 exons. Bases 1 to 705 code for a protein of 234 amino acids. The record is from RefSeq and is a predicted model, not a curated record. NCBI's taxonomy places the organism in Eukaryota, Fungi, Ascomycota, Dothideomycetes, Mycosphaerellales, Mycosphaerellaceae. Gene Ontology annotation, molecular function: FMN binding.